Messenger RNA from Monodelphis domestica (gray short-tailed opossum), 10751 nucleotides. RefSeq names its product insulin receptor (gene INSR). The record is from RefSeq and is a predicted model, not a curated record. Lineage: Eukaryota; Metazoa; Chordata; Mammalia; Didelphimorphia; Didelphidae. Gene Ontology annotation, biological process: glucose homeostasis; positive regulation of kinase activity; positive regulation of MAPK cascade. Gene Ontology annotation, molecular function: ATP binding; phosphatidylinositol 3-kinase binding; insulin receptor activity. Gene Ontology annotation, cellular component: insulin receptor complex; axon; plasma membrane.
CCGGAGCUGAGGAGAAGGAGGAGAAAGAGGCGGAGGGGAGAAGGGAGGCGGCCUGGGCCCACGCCCCUCUCGGGCCCCUCUUGGGCCCCCGGGGGGGCAGCCCCCCUCCCCACAUUUCCUGCGCGGGGCGUUUAAAGGACCGUGGGCACGGCCCGCCGUGUCCCGCGCUGCUCUACCCUGUGCGCGCUCGGGCUGGGAUGGAGCCCGCUGCCCCCUGCUCCCAUCCGCUUCGGGCCCUCUGACCUACUGCUCGCCCACCCGUGCGCCACCGCCCCCCGGCUGUCAGUCGGUGUGUGUCCCCUAGGGCCAUGGGGGCCGCACGGCCGCUGACGGUCGGGCUGCCCCCGCUCCUGCUGCUGUUGCUGCUGCUGCUGAGCUCUUCGUGUAGCUUGAGCUCCGGAGAAGUGUGCCCAAGUAUGGACAUCCGGAAUAACCUCACCCAGCUGAACAUGCUGGAGCGCUGCUCUGUCAUUGAGGGCAGUUUACAGAUCUUGCUGAUGUUUAAAACAAAGCCUGAAGAUUUUCGGGACCUCAGUUUCCCCAGACUUACUAUGAUCACAGAGUACUUGCUGCUCUUCCGAGUGUAUGGGCUUGAGAGCCUCAAGGACCUUUUCCCCAAUUUGACGGUCAUUCGUGGGUCCCGCCUCUUUUUCAAUUAUGCCCUGGUCAUCUUCGAGAUGGUCCACCUCAAGGAGAUUGGCCUCUAUAACCUGAUGAACAUCACCCGUGGGGCUGUACGCAUCGAGAAGAAUAAUGAGCUGUGCUACUUGUCAACCAUUGACUGGUCUCAGAUCUUAGACUCAGUGGAGGACAAUUAUAUUGUGGAUAACAAAGAUGGCAAAGAAGAAUGUGGGGACGUCUGCCCUGGGGCAGUGAAGGGAGUCAACAGCUGCAAGUCCACCGUGAUCAAUGGCCAGUUUAUUGAACGGUGCUGGACCCACAGCCAUUGCCAAAAAGUAUGUCCGCCUUCGUGUAAGUGGCAGGGCUGUACGGCGAGUGGUCAGUGUUGCCACAGCGAAUGUCUGGGGAAUUGCAUUGAGCCCAACAACCCUGAGAAAUGUGUUGCCUGCCGAAAUUUCUAUCUGGAUGGCAAGUGUGUGGAAACGUGCCCCCCAAACUAUUACCACUUCCAGGACUGGAGAUGUGUGAAUUUCAGUGUCUGCCAGGAGCUGCACAACAAAUGUAAAAACUCCCGACAGUCCUCCUGCUCCCAGUAUGUCAUCCACAACAACAAGUGUAUCCCCGAGUGUCCCUCUGGCUAUACCAUGAACUCCACCAACCUGCAUUGUUCUCCGUGCUCCGGUCCCUGUCCGAAAGUUUGCGACAUUGUGGCUGACCAGACCAUCGACUCUGUGCAUGCUGCCCAGGCACUUCGAGGGUGCACCGUCAUCAAUGGGAGCCUAAUCAUAAACAUCCGUGGUGGCAAUAACAUAGCAGCAGAACUAGAAGCCAAUCUUGGUUUAAUUGAGGAGAUCACGGGGUACCUUAAGAUUCGUCGUUCCUAUGCCUUAGUGUCCCUCUCCUUCUUCCGGAAGCUGCACCUCAUUCGAGGAGAGACCCUGGAAAUUGGGAACUACUCCUUCUAUGCCCUGGACAAUCAGAACCUGAGGCAGCUGUGGGACUGGAGCAAACACAACCUUACCAUCACCAAGGGGAAGCUCUUCUUCCACUAUAACCCCAAACUCUGCCUGUCUGAAAUCCACAAAAUGGAAGAAGUUUCUGGCACAAAGGGCCGGCAAGAGAGGAAUGAUAUUGCAUUGAAGACCAAUGGUGACCAAGCUUCUUGUGAAAAUGAGCUGCUCAGGUUUUCUUCCAUUAGAACCACUCACGACAAGAUCUUACUGAGGUGGGAGCCUUACUGGCCUCCUGAUUUCCGAGACCUCUUGGGAUUCAUGUUGUUCUACAAAGAAGCACCUUACCAGAAUGUGACUGAGUUUGAUGGCCAAGAUGCUUGUGGGUCAAAUAGCUGGACAGUGAUUGAUGUCGAACCCCCAGUGAGAUCAAAUGAUCCCAAAACUCAGAAUCAACACCCAGGGUGGUUGAUGAGAAACCUGAAGCCAUGGACCCAGUAUGCCAUCUUUGUGAAAACCCUAGUCACUUUCUCUGAUGAACGGAGAACCUAUGGUGCCAAGAGUGAGAUCAUUUAUGUCCAGACCAAUGCCACUGUUCCUUCAGUCCCAUUAGACCCAAUAUCCGUUUCCAAUUCUUCAUCCCAGAUCAUUUUAAAGUGGAAACCACCCUCUGAGCCAAAUGGUAAUAUUACGCACUACUUGGUGUAUUGGGAGAAGCAAGCAGAAGAUGUCGAGCUCUAUGAACUUGAUUAUUGCCUUAAGGGGUUAAAGCUGCCAUCGAGGACCUGGUCCCCUCCCUUUGAGUCUGAAGAUUCUCAGAAACACAACCAGAGCAACCACGAGGAUCCUAAUGGUGAAUGUUGCUCUUGCCCAAAGACAGACUCUCAGAUCUUGAAGGAGCUGGAAGAAUCUUCCUUUAGGAAGACGUUUGAAAAUUACCUCCACAACGAGGUUUUCAUCCCCAGAAAAGCAUCCUCAGGGAUUGGCGCUGACGACUCUAGGCCGUCGAGGAGGCGGAGGGAUCUCCGGUUUCGUGUGGCAAACGUGACUGUGGUGACACCCACGGGGUCCUCGUUCUUCAAUGCCUCUUCCACGACUGCUCCGGCCAGCACGGAGGAGCCGAAGCCCUUCGAGAAGGUGAAGUCUAAGGAGUCCCUGGUCAUCUCUGGCCUACAGCACUUCACUGGCUACAGGAUCGAGCUCCAGGCAUGCAACCAUGAUGAGCAGGAGUCCAGGUGUGGCCUUGCCGCUUAUGUCAGCGCAAGAACCAUGCCUGAAGCCAAGGCAGAUGAUAUUGUUGGUGCAGUGACGCAUGAGGUACUUGAGCAUAACAUUGUACAUUUGCGAUGGCAGGAGCCCAAGCAUCCCAAUGGCCUUAUUAUUUUGUAUGAAGUCAAUUACUGGCGAGUUGGAGACACAGAGGAACUGCAUCUCUGUGUUUCCCGCAAACAUUAUGCCAACGAACAGGGCUGCAGACUCCGAGGUCUACAGCCAGGCAACUACACCGUUCGUAUCCGAGCUACCUCUUUGGCAGGAAAUGGUUCAUGGACUGAGCACACCUAUUUCUACGUGGCCGAUUAUUUAGACGUCCCAUCAAAUAUUGCAAAAAUUAUCAUUGGUCCAGUCAUCAUCGCCAUUUUCUUGGUCAGCAUGGUUGGAGCUAUUUAUGUCUUUGUGAAGAAGAGGCAAACGGAAGGACCGACGGGCCCCCUGUUUGCUUCUUCCAAUCCAGAAUACCUCAGUGCCAGUGAUGUUUAUGUACCAGACGAGUGGGAAGUAGCUCGAGAGAAAAUCAGCCUCCUCCGUGAACUUGGCCAAGGCUCUUUUGGCAUGGUCUAUGAGGGCAACGCCAAGGACAUCGUCAAGGGGGAGGCUGAGACCCGUGUGGCCGUGAAGACGGUGAAUGAGUCUGCCAGCCUCCGGGAGCGUAUUGAAUUCUUGAAUGAGGCUUCUGUCAUGAAGGGCUUCAGCUGCCAUCAUGUGGUCCGCCUCCUGGGAGUGGUCUCCAAAGGGCAGCCCACCUUGGUGGUCAUGGAACUGAUGGUGCAUGGGGACCUGAAGAGUUAUCUCCGUUCCCUGCGGCCAGAGGCAGAGAACAACCCUGGUCGCCCUCCUCCCACCCUCCGGGAGAUCAUACAGAUGGCUGUGGAGAUUGCAGAUGGCAUGGCCUACUUGAAUGCCAAGAAAUUUGUUCACAGAGACCUUGCUGCCCGGAAUUGUAUGGUUGCUGAAGACUUUACUGUAAAGAUAGGAGACUUUGGGAUGACCAGAGACAUCUAUGAGACAGAUUAUUAUCGCAAAGGGGGCAAGGGUUUGCUGCCAGUGAGGUGGAUGGCUCCAGAAUCUUUAAAGGAUGGGGUCUUUACUACCUAUUCAGAUGUGUGGUCCUUUGGCGUAGUCCUAUGGGAGAUCAGCAGCCUGGCUGAGCAGCCUUACCAAGGCCUGUCCAAUGAGCAGGUCCUGAAAUUUGUGAUGGAUGGAGGGUACCUGGACCAACCUGAUAACUGUCCAGAGAGAGUGAACAGCCUAAUGCAAAUGUGCUGGCAGUAUAACCCCAAGAUGCGCCCUACCUUCAUUGAGAUCAUCGAGAUGCUGAAAGACGACCUCCACCCCAGCUUCCGGGAGGUCUCCUUUUUUUACAGUGAAGAAAACAAGCCUCCUGAGAGCGAGGAGUUUGAGAUGGACUUCGAAAACAUGGAAAGCAUCCCCCUGGACCCUUCUUCUUACUCCCAGAGAGACGAGGUCCUGGGGAGGGACAAUGGGCCAUCUCUGGGCCUUAAGGGAAACUAUGAGGAACGGAUACCUUAUACCCACAUGAAUGGGGGCAAGAAGAAUGGACGUAUCCUCUCUUUGCCAAGGUCGAACCCUUCCUAACAUUUCCUUUUGGGGACAAGUGUUUAAGCCUCUCCCUGGGGCUUUGAUGUAUGUUCUCACCGGAUGGACGGCGUCCCCUUCCCCUCCGGAAAUCUCAGGAUUCCUCUGAUUGCUGCCACCGUGUGACUGACACAUAACUCAGACCCUAACUCUCUCCUCACCCCUCACCCCUUUCUCAUUUCUGUCGGUCCUGUUGGUCUGAUGACUUGGAUGCCGAGUUUAGUUUCUGUCGUUGGCCACCACCUCGGUGUUGCCUGGCUAUCUGUGGACCUCACUGUGAAACCCGUGUCCUGGGGGAAAGCCUCCUGGGGCUGCUGGCCUUCUGGUCACCACAGCUUCCAAAUGGGAAGCUCCUGAGCUCAGAAAGAAGCUCAGCUGGCUGUGUUUGCAAGCACAGGACAUUUUGCCAGGGUCCAGGGUUCUCCAAGCAAAGCCCUUGUUUGUGGAGAAAAAAACUUUUAAAAUUGGGGGCGGAGGAAACUACCAACCUACCAAACCACAAACAAACCCAUACACAAAUCCUUUUCCAGCAGAAUUCCAGGCUUUUCAGGAUACUCCCCAGAAAAUGUUUCUUUUAAGACUGAAGGAUAUUUUUUAAGGAAAAAAAGAACACAAAUCAGUCAUAUUAGUUCCUCAGAUUGACCAAUAGCUGCUGCUCUCACACUUUUUCAUGGGUCUGAAACCCUUGAGUGUGUGCGCCUGUGUGUGUGUGUGGGCACUCAUGUGUCUAUGUUGUGUCUGUAUCGCGAGUGUGUGUCCCCCUCAGUGUACACACAUCAAUGGGAGACUCUUGUAUCAUUCUCAUGGGAGCGUUGGACUUCUUAGAGGCAGGCACAUGCCUCUUUCUCCUCGUCUAGUUUGCUGAGGUGACAGCAAACUCACGACACCCAACCGUUGGUUUUUGUCAUGAGGACCCCCUCCCCCCAGUCCUCUCUCACGUGCUCAUUUAUGUUUGGUGAUUGCGUCUUCUGGGAGCCAGGAUCUCUGGAAAAAUGGGGGAAGAGAAAAUGGGGUUCAGCUAGAAGCUGGGGAUCCUUUCAAGACCAAACAAAGCCAGGGAAGUAAAGUCAAUUGGAUGGAGGUCUCUAGCUCUCUUCUCCCCUGCUCCCAUGGCAUCCCAGACUACACCUUUGUUGGUUUUAACAUAUUUAAUUUUUUUUUUAAGUUUUAACAUUAACUUCAUAUAAGUUAUUGACUGUUUUUGAUUCUUAGGUUUGGGCUUUUUUGGUCUGUGUUCUGCGGGUAUGGCUUCUUUGGUCUGAAAGCAACCCAUUGAUCUGAGAAUAAACUGAUUAUAGCUGAUCACUAGCUGAGGAGCCAAGAGACACAAGUUAAGUUUGUACUUGACAAGGCUUUAGAAAUGAUUUAUUUUGUUUGUGUGCAAGUGUGUGUGUGUGUGUGUGUGUGUGUGUGUGUGUGUGUGUGUAUGUGCGUGCAUGUGCUUGCGUGCCCAGAGCUCUGAGAUGAGGCUCAGUGGGGGGCAGGUGUGAUGGACAGAUAUCAUCCUCUGACUCUUCUCUUACCCUUCCUCUGCUUUUUCUCCCAAUUCUGCCUCCCUUUCAUCUUAUCGUCACCCCCACCUAAACUACCCCAGCUUUCUGUCUCUUCUCUUUUCACCUCUUAUCUUCUGUCGCUCUUCCUCAUUCUUUUCUUUUCCUCAUUUUCUUCACAUCUCUCUCUGUUCUUCCUGCUUCUAGAUGCAUCUCAUCUUCUUCCUCUUCUCUAUUUCCUCCUCCUUCCUCUCCUCUCUCAGAUGUUCCCUUCCUCCCCACCAGUCCAACUUCCUCUCUCUCAUAUAUGUUUUCUGUAAAUACUAGAAGAAAAGUAUUUUAAUGCAGGAGAGCCCCACUCCCCAAAUUCUUAGAAAAAAAGCAGCCAGGACACGUUAUCCAGUGUCUGAAGAGAGCACAUUUGACAGUAGAUCUCAAUCAUGACAGACCGUCCUCUCCUCUGGUCUCACCUCUGUGUCUUCUCCUUGAUGCAGGUGGGUGGGUAAGCAGCAGUUCCCAAGGCUGUGCCAGACGGUGACUUGGUCCCUUGGCACAGCCUUUGGCCAGGGCAGUGCUAUCUCAAUCUGGGGCUUGGAUACCGCUCAGCUCUGGCAGAGGUACAGACUGACUCCUAGAUGGAGGGUGAGCUGUGAAAUAUAGACCGUAAUGUCUAUUUAUAACCCAUAGCUGUUUCUCAUGAAGUCAGUGGGGCAGCUUGGGUGGAACAAAGUCAUUAGUCCAGUUUCUCAGAAGGCUCAUCACCCCCGAGGUUGUGGAGGUGCCUGCUCUCCUUUCCCUUUUGUUUGCCCACUUGUUCUCAGGUGUUCCGUAGCCUUGUUGCUCCAGGCUUCCGGGUGCUGCUUCUUCCUUCCCAACAUUGUGAUUAUGAACAGGAUUAAGAAGUAAAAGCGAUCCUCCUUCCAGCCUCAUGAGUUCUUGGUCAGAGAUAGAGGUAAAAAAAAAAAAAAAUAUAUAUAUAUAUAUAUAUAUAUGGGCCAAAGCCUAUGGCUAAGACACGGGGGAUUUCCCCUUGCACAGAUAGGAUAGAAAUGAUAGCCCUUAAAAAGAUUUUCAAGGGUCUGAUUGGACAAACGGUGCAAAAAGAAGAGGGUGAACCCUCAAAAGUCACCAUGAGGAGAUCUAGGUAUGGCUUUGUGUUUUCCCUAGUAGCCUGUAGGUAGUGAGCACCUAACACUACAUUAUCAGGAAAGAAGAGAGAUGUAUUCUCGCAUUUUUUCUAAUUCAGAAAGGUUUUCUUAUUAGGAAAAUAAAAUUUAUUUAUUUUAAUAUAAUAUAAAUCACUGUAAAAUUUGUUUUCUUAAGAAAUCAAAAAGCGUGUCAAUUUUUUAUUGAUGAAAAAUUUGCAGGAGGAUGCAGUACAAUGAUUUUGUUCCUCUUCUGUCACAGUCUACCUCAGUCUUGUAAGGAUGUCUUCAGUGAUGGAUAACUUUGGACUGGAAGUAGCUUUGUCUGGGCCCAGUCUGAACCAGAAUGAUUGAUUCAGUGGAUGAUGAUGCUGGGGACCCUGGGGGUGGGGUAGGGUCAGUGUGUGCAGGCUCAGAUAGAAGGGUCUAGUCCCUUCUUAUGUGAUCUAGUGAGUGGAAUAGGGAUCCCCAUGUGUGUCAUUCCCCACCCCCUCUUCUAGCCUUUCCCCCAACCCCAUGAUUUGAUAAAAUACCAUUUCAAAAUUGGGCAUCAUUUUUGACCUUGCCGUCUGGUUCGGCUCUACUCCAGGCUGUUUCUCCCAGGGAGACUCAGUAGGAGGUUGCCAUCUGUAAUAAAGCAUCCCAUGUCUCUCCUGGUUCCCGCCCUCAAGAAUGGAUCCAAUUCUUCCGCCAGAACUUUGUGGUCUCAGUGACCUGUUGGAGCCUUGUGAGUACAAAUCUGUUGUUUGGUUUGAUCAUUUCGGGGAAAGUCUUCAUGGGGAGCAGAAUUACCCAGGUCUUGAGCUAUUGCCAAUGUUAAAAAACCAUGUGCACCUUCCCCAUCUGGGCCCCUGGGUGCACUUGGUGCUGGACCUCUACUCAAAUGUACAACAUAGAUUUUUUUCCAUUUUAUUCUUUGGAUGGAAAAAUGCAAUUAAAAAGUGUAAUUUUUACAAUGCAGCAUAUAGUCAUAGAAACAAAGAGGAAACUGGCACUAUCUGGAUUGGCUGUUGAUUGGCCUUCAGCUGACCUCUGCUGGCCCUUCUUAAUUCACAAAGAGCAGAUGAUCAUUGGAGCAGAGUGACCACCUUCUGGGUUCAGCAUACAAGGGCCAGAAAGUUCAAUCGAGCCUAUACUCCACAGGCAUUAUUCAGUGCCAAAAUCAAUAGCAGCUUUGAUUUCUUCUUCUUCUUCUCUAGUAUACUGUGCACAAGAGAAUUGCUUCAAUCUUCCCCCUCUCUUGGAGUUGUGCACGCAUGGAUAUAUGGACUAGGCUUGUUUUAAUGCAGAUCUGGGAGGAGAAACUUAUUAAUGGAGUAAAAAAGUAGGCAGAUGGCUUGCUGAAAGCCAAUGUUUGCAUCUUGCCAGAGUGAACUUUGGAGCCUUGGGCAGUUGGGUGACAGAGCUGAGUUGGGGAGCUUUGGGUGAUGCUGAGACUAAAUCUCCCAGUUGUGACUGAGACAACCACAAAGUUGGCAUAUGGGGUGUGGGUGUGGGGAAGAGUCCUCCAACUUAGCUUUGGCUUUCCCCUGGCUGCAAGCAGGGAGGAUCCUAGAAAGAAAUCCUUUCAUCUUUAACAAGACGGAAUAUAUUCUCCUGGUUGCUUGGAUCUGAGGGUUCGAACAGGAAUGGGGUCAGGAUCUAAGAGCUGUAUUUUGAGGAAGUCAUAAGCAUGGAUGCUCCUCUGAUGGGUUAGUGGGGUAGAAGGGGGGGAGAAGAAUUGGGAGGGGGAAGGUAGUGCCGGAUCUCUGUGCUGUGGCUGGUUUUUUUUUUUUUGCCGUUAAUUCUUGGUGCCUAACUGAGAGAAAGUGUGACAGCUGGUAGACUUCAGCUUUGAAUGAUUGCGCACCUCAAUUUUUCUCUGGCCUCAACAUCCCAUUAGAUUCUCCCUCAGCAAACUUGGCUGUAUUGAGCCAAACUUGCUGGGCAAGAUUUUGUCCACAAUGGUGUUGGAAAACAGUAGAUUUAAUGGGGGUUAUGGGCUCUGAUAGCCAGCUGGCUCAUUUCAUUUCUGGGAAAAAAAGGGCUAAAGUUAACGUUUCCCCUCCGGAUGGGUGAAAGGAAACCUUGAACGAGCCCUGAGACCAGCAGACUGUGGGGACUCCGUCAUCCUUCCUGAAUGAGUUUUGUGCCAUCAGUAUGCUUGGAUGAGGUUUUGAUGACCCCUUCCUAGUUUCUCAGGGGCUACGGUGAGCAGGAAAGGGAAGAUUUCCAUCUUUCUGCUCGCUCGUGGCUCUAGCCUCAGUCGCCAAACGAAACCUCGGCCACGUACUUAUUUCCAGAUGCUUUGAAAUCAAAGCGUUAGACCAGCUGGAGAAAGAUGUGGGAUGCCUUUGGGGAUGAGAAGAUUAAUUACAACUUUCUAUAGACUUCAACCAGAACUGGCUUUGUUCUCCUCUAGCCUUGCUUGGACAUGAGGCAGGAAUGGUGACUCUGGCUCUGAGAGCUUUGUUGUUUUACCACCAUCUAAUUGCAUUUGUAUCAUUAAGACUCCUCAGCAAGGCCCCAGGAAAAAAGGCCUUUUCUAGAAUGACUUCAAGGUAAAAAUCAGUUUCUGUCUCUUGAGUUGCUCAAUAGCCGACAUUUAGCUUUGUCCUGAAUUCCCCUUUGUACCAGCAGGAGGGGAGUCAGCCCUGGCUGCAGAGGGAGGCCCCUUGGCCAGAAUUACUGGGAAGGAAGAGGAAGAGGGUGUCCUCUGCUCUUCCGGUCACCCCCAGGCUAGCUCUUAAGUCUGCCUUACUCAGGCUUUAAUUCAUUCAUUUUUUAAAAAGUCAAAUACAUCAACAAUGAACACAACAGAGCGGAAACUGAGAAUGGGGAUUCCGUGCUGCCUGUAAAACAGACUCAUUUUGGCUUAAGCAGGAUAGUCAGCUGUCCCAUCUAGUUAGGGGGUACCAUGGGAGCCAGUUACUGUGCCUCCUUGCAUUGGCAGGUGGAUCGCACGGGCCACACCCCCAUCAUGGCCCUCAUUCCCACAUGUGGUCAUGCCAUGGCCGUUGCAGGCUGCCUAGCAUCUGUCUGCUUCCUGAAGGUCUCAGACCAUAUUUCUCCCUUUCUGGGAGUCUCCCAGGCUAUAAAGGUCUGUAUUAUAUAGGCUGAGAAUGUUGGGGUUUUGUGUGGGAAAUACUUCCCAAUGGUCCCAUCCAUCCUUCCCCCAAAUUACCUCAGGGUCUCUGAGAUCAGGGAGAAGAAGGAAGGGGAGAUGGUGGUAUGGCUCCAGAGUUAGAGCAACGGUUUGUAUAUAGGGGGAGAGCGUGCAGUUCAAAGGCUGAAUCUGGAAGGAGUAUUGAGUGGAGUUUGGCUUGGGCCCAUAAGAGAUGGGCCAGGCUCCCAGUUGCCUUGGGGGUCCCUGAGAGGAGCCUAUUCCUCAGGUCCCAGAAUGAUGCCAGUUCCUCUUGCAGAUGCCUCCAGCUUGACAAUUAUGUGUAAAAGGAACAAAUGUGCCAUGGUUUAAAAAAAUAAAAAUGAAAAAACUUUUAAAAAAACUCAGAAAAAUAAAACAAAAUAACAAAAAAAGCUUGAUUACUUUUUUCAAUGUUUUCAUACAAAGAGCCAAGCAGUGACAUGUACAGAGAUGCCUUUGAAUAUUCAAAAAAAAAAUCUUGCUGUGUGUAAACCAUUGAACAAUUAACUGUUUAUAUUAAAAUUCUGAAUAAAUUAUCGGAGAAUCA